AUGAAUCAAUCAGAGUCGAGCCAGCGACGCUGUAGAGACGAUGCCGAGACAUCCACCCAAGACGCGCGGACGACAUUCCACGGAGGCGAUCGCUGGUCGGCGGGGGCCACACGGGAUGAUGACGACGGUCGCAGGCGAGGCACUUGGCGGGUAAUUAGUGUGGACUUGGAGACUAGCACACUACACGGAGUAGAGUGGCGGUUUGCGAGUGACCGUUGUACGAUGGAGAGCAUACGGAGCAUCAUCCAGACCAUCGUUGUACGCAGCAUGCCGAUGCAUGUCUUGCACAUGGAUAUAAAUAGAGUGCCUCAAGGUUUGAAGCAUCAAAGAAACAAAGAGGGAAGAAAGAAGAAAGACGAACAGUCGAACAAAGCGGCGGGAUCUUAG
Aspergillus melleus is the source of this 387-nucleotide messenger RNA. RefSeq lists its product as uncharacterized. The record is from RefSeq and is a predicted model, not a curated record. The coding region runs from base 1 to 387 and encodes 128 amino acids. NCBI's taxonomy places the organism in Eukaryota, Fungi, Ascomycota, Eurotiomycetes, Eurotiales, Aspergillaceae. The transcript has a single exon.